Styela clava is the source of this 1901-nucleotide messenger RNA. RefSeq lists its product as uncharacterized. Gene Ontology annotation, biological process: RNA processing. NCBI's taxonomy places the organism in Eukaryota, Metazoa, Chordata, Ascidiacea, Stolidobranchia, Styelidae. The record is from RefSeq and is a predicted model, not a curated record. Gene Ontology annotation, cellular component: spliceosomal complex.
UAAUUUAUACUCUCUUUAAUAGAUUUCUUCUAUGUGUGGAUUUUGAAAAUAAUUAUUUGUUGGCCUAAAUACAUAGAUAACUUUUCAAAAUGGGGAGAAGAGUAACUUCUACCACCAAGGGUGGGAAAUUUAUGAACCCCACUGAUCAGGCCCGAAAGGAAGCGAGAAGGCGUGAGUUACGCAAAAAUAAAAAGCAAAGGCUGGCAGUGAGGCAAGCUGUAAUAAAAACAAAAGAUCCAAGACAAAUGCUUGCUGAGUUGGACACUCUCGAUGAAAUGGAACUUAAUCCAUCUGAAAAUCUUCCCUAUAACGACAAAGUCGUGAAAGAAAAACGAAUCAAGUUGCUGGAAAAUAUUCAAAGAAUCACACAAUACUAUCUUCGUGAGGAUCCUGAGCAAGGAGCUGAAUUAAAACUUCUUGUUGAUAAUUAUAGAAAGGAUCGUUUGAAGAAAGAAGUAUAUUAUGAAUCUGUGCGAAAUGCUCAAAAAGUUACAAUUGAUAGUAUUCCCCUUCCUGAUGCUCCAUUUCAAACUCCGCAACUCAGUGACAUACCAUUACCUGGAAUCCAGCCACAAGGAAUUUUGAAAAAGAAUCCUACUUCUGUAGGAUUUUUUUCUAAGACUGAAAGAAAAAAAGAUCCACCAGGACCACCCCCGGGUCCUCCACCCCUGAAAAAAAGAUUCAAAGGUAAUACUCGUUUUCUUUAUCCAAGGCCACCACCUGGAACUCCUUCGAUGGAAAAGUCAAUAGAUAAUGAUAAAGAUGCCUAUGAUCCAGAGGAAGGUCCAAUAUUGGGUGAUGUUGGCAGUGACAGCGAUGAAGAAGAAAUUGCUGCUGAUCAUGAGGAUGCAGAAAAAUCUGAUGAUGAAUUUUAUCACCGUGACGAUGAUCUGGAUGAUUCUACUUCCGGAGGAAGAAAAAGAGUGCAGUCACGUGAUGGAACAUCAGACAAUGAAGAUGGCAGAGAUGCGUCAAAACAUGCAAGACUAGAAGACGCUUCUGGUAUUACUCCACUUCAAGCUAUGAUGCUGAAAUUGGCUGGUCAAAGUGUGCCAACGAAGGACUCAAAUGGAAAAGUUGAUGCGGCUGAUAGUGAUAUACCUAGCAAAGAUGUGAAAAAUACAAGAUUCUCUGAAACUCAACAAAAACCACCUCCUGGCCCUCCACCUGGUUUGCCUCCUGGACCACCCAGAUUACCACCAGAUGUUGCUACAGGCAGGAUACAGGGAAGAAUGUUACCACCUGGCCCACCACCAGGCCAUCCACCAACACUGCCACCUGGCCCACCACCAGGUUUGCCACCAACAAUGCCAAUCCGCAUGGGCAUGAUGCCUUCAAUUCGUCAGCAAAUACCAGAAAGAUUUAAUAGAAGUAUACAAGCUGAAAAUCCAAUCAAUAACGCUAAUGUUUUGAGUGCACCUCCAAGUUUGAUUCAGCAUCGACAAGAGAAGGAAAAAGAAGGAAUGCCUGCUAUGAUUGUUGCUAAACCAAAGAUCAUCAACAACCCCAAGGCAGAUGUCACAAGAUUUAUGCCAACGUCUAUUCGUGUAAAAAGACAAACUACAACGAAAAUUGGACCAAACAGGCCUACCAAUGUUUCUGCUCCAUCAUCUUCUGACAGAAAUAGACAAGAGAAAAACAAAAAAGGAAAGUUGAAUGCUGAUGUUGCAUAUGACUCUUUUAUGAAAGAAAUGCAGGGUUUCCUUUAGAUUAUUCGCCUAUUUUUAACUGCAUGGUAUUUAUUCUCUUUCCAUCUGAUAGCUACCUGCACUCCAGUGUGAUUGGCUGAUCGAGUGAUCACAAAUCAAUUUUUCUGCAUGUGUGGUCUUCUCAAUUUUUAUAUGUUUUAAUAUGUAUCAUAUUUAGGGUCACUGUUUAAUAAACCGAUAUGUCAAAAUUAG